AUGAUAACACUCAAACACAUAGAAGCAACAUUCGAAAGAUUUGGCUUUUUAAAAAAUUAAUCUCUGACAGGAAAUGAGAUUUAAUUGAAAAUGGAUCAAAUGAUUGGAACUAAGGAUAUGGAUCGGGAUGUACUUAAUUAGAUUUUAGCAUAAUGUCAUAAAUCAAUAAAUCAAAAUUAUGAACAAAGUUAUCGCAUGCAAGAUUUAGCAUAGACCAUACAUAGUGCUAUAAUAAUUCUUGGCAAUAAAUUGGAAAAGAUAAAGACUGAUAUUCAUACAUUCAGAGAAAAACAAAAAAAGCAUUAAACCCAAAUGUCUGCAACAUCCAACAGUUCAGAGUUCAAACAUAUCUAUCUUAUGAUUAAUAGUGCAAAUAAUAUCUCCAAAAAGAUUUCAUACACCGAUUGUCAUCUUUAAGUGGCUUUAGGUUCUUAGUCUCAGAGGUUGAAACCAAUAGAACACUUCGAUAAAGUCAACCCAGAGUUCAACAGAGAAAUUGAAUUCUCGAUUCCAAAUAACAUCUACAUUUUGACUAUUUAGUUGUACACCAAAUAGAACGAUUCUCCCCUCCCAACAUUAUUGGGAUAAGCAUAAAUUUCACUGAGUACUUUGGAAGAGUAACUGAAAUCCUUAAAACUAUAAUUGAAAGAUCCUUUAGGAAAAGAAGUUGGGUGUUUUAUAGAUAUGCAAGUUCAGCUCAUUCUUAAUAGAGUAAUAUUGAAAUUCUUAAACUAGUAUGAGUAUCUCCAAAACUAAGUUGGGUAAUCAGGUGAUAAAAUAGAUUAGCUAACAGAAUUGAACAAACAAGUAGCCUACUAAUAUGACUUACUGACUAGGCCGUUUCGACUUCGAUAGGAAGAAAAAAUAACAAUUGAAAAUGGUUAAACUUCAAACUAAUAAGAAAGCAGUUUUAUAUAAUUAAAGAAACCAGAAGAAGUGGCUGCAGAUCCUCUAUAAACUUCAAAAGUAGAAAUUAAUAAGACAGAUCAAAAUUCAUAACCAGAAGAUGAGUACCCAUAGGCACCUUAUGAUUUAGAUUUAGGAAUGACCAUCUUUUCAUUUUAUGGCUUGAUAACUCUCUUUGUAUGUUCAGCUAAGCCAUCAUUUUUAGAUGUGUUGGUGUGUCAUGGAUUGAUGUUUACUGUUUUUCUGGAUAGAUUUGAACCUGAACAUGUAAAACUUGUAGGCCUAGGAUUAAUGGCAUCUAUUAUCUAUGAUAUAUUAUGGUUAUCAUAAUAUCAUUCAUGGUGGGAUAGUAAUGAUUAGAACAACCCUGAAUGGGGAGAGGAGGCUGCAAUGUUCUUAAAAAUAAUACUUGUUUUGACAUACAUCUAAUUCUUUUAUAAAUUUCUUGUAUUUUAUUAUUUAUAUUAAUUCUACAAAGAAUCCCUCGAUCCAGUCAAAUCAUAUAUUUUUAAAAUCUGGAACAUUGAAUAUAAAGUAGGAAAGAAUAGACAAUAUGUUUUUUGGUAAUGA
This is a messenger RNA of Paramecium tetraurelia, 1476 nucleotides long. RefSeq lists its product as uncharacterized. NCBI's taxonomy places the organism in Eukaryota, Ciliophora, Oligohymenophorea, Peniculida, Parameciidae. The transcript is spliced from 4 exons. The record is from RefSeq and is a predicted model, not a curated record.